CCGUGGCCCGCCCGCGUGGAAGUCGCCGCCGCCGCCGCUCGUUCGCCCUCCCGUCCGUCCGCCCUCCCGGUCGCCAUCAUGCUGGCGCUGAUCUCCCGUCUACUGGACUGGUUCCGCUCGCUCUUUUGGAAGGAGGAGAUGGAGCUCACGCUCGUGGGGCUGCAGUACUCGGGCAAGACCACCUUCGUCAAUGUCAUCGCGUCAGGACAAUUCAGUGAAGAUAUGAUACCCACAGUGGGCUUCAACAUGAGGAAAGUAACUAAAGGUAACGUCACAAUAAAGAUCUGGGACAUAGGAGGACAACCCCGAUUCCGGAGCAUGUGGGAACGGUAUUGCAGGGGAGUCAACGCUAUUGUUUACAUGAUAGAUGCUGCAGAUCGUGAAAAGAUAGAAGCCUCUCGAAAUGAACUACAUAAUCUUCUAGAUAAACCACAGUUACAAGGAAUUCCAGUGCUAGUACUUGGAAACAAGAGAGAUCUUCCUAAUGCCUUGGAUGAGAAACAGCUAAUUGAAAAAAUGAAUCUGUCUGCUAUUCAGGAUAGAGAAAUUUGCUGCUAUUCAAUUUCUUGCAAAGAAAAGGAUAAUAUAGAUAUCACACUUCAGUGGCUUAUUCAACAUUCAAAAUCUAGAAGAAGCUGAAGCAUCUCCUGACGUCUUCCAGUCCUUCUUGGCUAUAAUCCUAGAAUUAUUGUCUGUUCCUCUGAAGUACUCCCCAGAAUACAGUCCUUCCUAAACCCAAGAAAUUGCCUUUUUCAGAGUUUAUUUCUCAUGUGCACUGCUGAAGAUGUGUAUCCCUAAUCCUUCAUAAAGAAUCAGCUAGAGUUGUCAUGAUAAAGUCAGCACACACAGAAAGGCUUCUUACACAUACUUGUCUUAAACCGUGUAGAGCUUUUUUAAAAAAACACCACUUUUGACCAUCUGAAAUUUAAAAAAUUGCAUAUUUUUGUUCUGGUCAUUCUGGGCCAGAUUUUUAUAUUCGUUUUGGUAAAUGUCUAUAGUAUUUCAUUACAUAGUCCAGUAGCUUAAUACUGAUACUGACUUGAUACAGCAUGAAGUUUCUAGUGCCACACACAGUAUUUAGAAAACCUUUAAGCCUGACUCAUGUGGGAUAUAUUUUAUCUCACAAAUGCAUGUGAAAUGUAUAAUUACACCUUAGAAAUUAAAGAAUGGUCUGCAGAGAGUGAGUAGAGGCACCAGAUCAAUGUUGUUGGUUCUUUACACCAGUGAGAUCCUAUCUAAUGAAUUUUAGAAACAUUCUGCUUUCUGAGCAUUCUUUAUCACCAGAUAGCAGUUGGGGAUAUGGGAGUAACUAAAGCAUGCUGUUUUGUAUCCAGAUCGUUACUUUUUUUUUCCCCUGGUUUGACAUACUUUUUUAAGGGGUAGGGAAUUGAAGAUUUUCUCAAAAGCUUUCAUUAAAUUAGAGCAUUCCAGCCAAUAUAAUAAAACCUGUUAAGACUGUCAGACUUUGUUCAAACACCUGUUUGUUCUUUCUGUUUCCAGUCAUUAAAUCAGUGCUGCAUGACACUCUAACUCUUAACUUUUUAUAUCCAGUCAUAAAGUUGACUUUCAGCACAAAGAUACUUAUAAACAAAUACAAAGUCUUAUUUUUCUCUCUUAUUGAUGUAAGGUUUGGCACUCUUUUGUCUGGUGCCAUUAGACACCUUGAUUAUUGUGACAACUCUAGACCUGCCUGCUUUAUCUAAUGUAAUCAUGUGCAAUGUCUACAGGUUGUUUAAUAAUCACACAGAGAACUGAGGAACUGAUGCAGUUUAUUGUUUGCUUCUAUGAUACAGAGAUGUAUAAAAACUGAAAAUGAACAUGUUUUGUAGUUUAAUGAUCUCCAUAUACAUAAAGGGACAUAUUAAUACUGGUUCAUUUGUAAAUUAUUAUACAUGUAGACCACUGUAGUAGAUAAAACUGUAUGGUACAUACACCUGCUUAUGUGUUGCCUCACACUGUGUGUGAUUUUGUUUCUUUUGUUAAGCAGCACUUACGUAGACAGUGCAUUUCCAAACAUGUUGAGCAUUCAGAGUGUAGUCAACAGUAAGUUCUUUUAAUGAAUACCAGUUUUAAUUUAUAGACUGCCAUGGCCUUAAAAAUAUUCUGUACAAAAUACUGCACUGUGUUGCACAGACACUACUUGUUUUUCUCCAUUCACAUCUUUAUGAGUAGAAUCUGGGCUUUUAAAGUUCUUUUCUUAUUCUUUGAAGCAUGUUGCAUACUUCCCUGAUGGGAUGUAUGGUUCUGUAAUGUAAACGGGGUAUUUAAAUUUGCUUCUGUAUUUUAACACCAUUAAUGGCCACUGUGAACUGUUAGAAGGAAUGUGGCAACUUGCUUGUGCCUAAAAAGAGGAAUCAGAUCCAAACUAGAAUGUGUAACUAUGUGGAGACUGCAUAGGUUUGUUCACUGACCUAUAGCUAAACUCUAAUGUGCUUGUGUGUCUGUUCAUUGCUUUCAGCAUUUUUCAAGACUUCCAAAUGCUACUACAAACAUUUUCCUGUGCAUUAACCUCUGCAUGUGAAAUCUUAACAGUUACUGAACUCUGUAAAUACAUGACUUUUUUUAUUUAGGUGUAUGCAUUUUUCGUCUGUUUACUGCUCUUCUCAGCUUUAUUCAAUAAACUUGCAUUUUGAGGGUUUGUAUUGGCAGUUUUAACUUAAAAUGUGCAUCAUGAUGGGAGGUGCAGACUUUUUUGGAAGGGGGUGAAAAGAAAGGUACUAUGAGUUGGGUACAUAGACCAUAUGCUAGAAAGAAAUCAGCUCAGCCCUCAAAGAAUUGGGUAUGUGGGCUAGUUAAAAUAGAAAUAAACUUUAAAAAUAUCCACA
Messenger RNA from Galeopterus variegatus (Sunda flying lemur), 2825 nucleotides. RefSeq names its product ADP-ribosylation factor-like 8B (gene ARL8B). Gene Ontology annotation, molecular function: GTP binding; GTPase activity. Gene Ontology annotation, cellular component: lysosomal membrane. Gene Ontology annotation, biological process: anterograde axonal transport; protein transport. The record is from RefSeq and is a predicted model, not a curated record. Lineage: Eukaryota; Metazoa; Chordata; Mammalia; Dermoptera; Cynocephalidae. Bases 79 to 639 code for a protein of 186 amino acids. The transcript has 7 exons.